ACUGUGGCGACGUGUGGCAGUGAAGGAGCAUUGUGUGACGUGAGUGGCGGCAGGUUACUCAGUCAGUUGGUCAUUCAGUCAGCUGCUCCAGAGUCUCCGAGGUGCAGGAAACGAAUAAUCAGUGAAGCUCCGGCCAGUGUGACGAUCAGGUAUGUCCGUCUCUCCCAAGGAAACUUUAGACUCGCUCCAGUGUUCCCAGGUGAAGUAGGUCAGGAGCAGUUCAUGAUGGCGAGCACCGAGGGCAGCCCCGAAUGGCCCGCCUUCCCGGCCCGCCUAAUGGCCCUGCCCGCUGUGAAUGACGCCUGUGGCCUCGCCUCCCACCUGUACCAGAGAUCCAAGGAGUACAGGCAGGUGGGUGUGGCCCUGGCCGCGGCGGAGAACUCCUUCAAAACUGCAGUGACCAAGGCGGCACCCUUGGCCGAGCCGCUGCUGAGGUACGCGGGACACCUCAAGCCCCUGGACGACUGGGCGUGCCGUCGACUAGACGAUGUGGAGCGGAUGGUGCCCGUUGUCACCAAGCCUUCCUCCGAGGUGUUGCAGGCCACACGUGACGGCGUCCUUUGUACCCUGGCAGGGGAGAGUGAUUCACCAGCCUCCCUCUCCGCCGCCGUCCGUUCCCGCGCCGCCCGUCUCGUGGAGCAGACGCAGGCCAUCAGGGAGAGGACAGUGGCAGUCGGCAGGGCCCCUCACCGCGCCCUAGACGCCGCACACGACUUGCUGGACCACUACCUACCGGAGGAGAGGAAAGACCCUAAAGAGCCUGACGUGCGUGAAGGAGGCAUGGGCGUGAAGACUGUCGCCUUGGCCACCAGGACAACCAGUGGUGUCUGCCGCGCCGCCCACGAGCGCCUCAACGCCUCGUGCCCCUUGGAUCCCACGCCCUCCCAUGUGGCGAUGGAGUGUGUGCACCUGGUUCGCUACAGGUGGCAGCGAGGGGCAGACGAGGAGGUGAAGCAACUGGAGGUGCCACAGGUCAUGGCCCCAGUGUUGGUAUUGGCUCUAAGGCUGACCGGGGCCUUCCUCCACCUCCUGCUGACGGUGGUGAUAAUCCUCGUUGGAAAAGUGAACGCUGUCUGUUUUAAGAUGUCGCAGAAGUGUGAUGGGAAACGUGUACCGCCGCUCAGUGAAGACUGAAAAACUCCCUCGAUUAAUGGACAACGGCGGUGAAUUAUUUACUUAUUAGAUUUACUUAAUUACCCACAUAUAAUUAUUUUGUAUCAUUUACUUAGUUAAUUUACUUUAUUAUUCACUGACCAUUUUGUUUACAAUUUGAGUAGGAAUCUGGUGAAGGGCCUCGCCCCGCCCCUGGCCAUCCAUGUUUCUCCUUUUGAGGUGUAGUUUGUUGUUCUGGAAGUUAAUAUAAUUCAUUUGAAUAUUUUAUGUAACAUCAUAUAUACUUGAAAAUGUAGUCUUUAUACAUUA
This is a messenger RNA of Portunus trituberculatus (swimming crab), 1422 nucleotides long. RefSeq names its product perilipin-2-like. NCBI's taxonomy places the organism in Eukaryota, Metazoa, Arthropoda, Malacostraca, Decapoda, Portunidae. Gene Ontology annotation, biological process: positive regulation of triglyceride storage; lipid storage. Gene Ontology annotation, cellular component: cytosol; lipid droplet. The record is from RefSeq and is a predicted model, not a curated record. The transcript has 8 exons. Bases 223 to 1134 code for a protein of 303 amino acids.